Molecule: messenger RNA, 1689 nt
Organism: Candidozyma haemuli
Lineage: Eukaryota; Fungi; Ascomycota; Pichiomycetes; Serinales; Metschnikowiaceae
Gene: PDC11
Product: indolepyruvate decarboxylase 1
Exons: 1
Coding region: 1-1689 (562 amino acids)
Molecular function (GO): magnesium ion binding; thiamine pyrophosphate binding; carboxy-lyase activity
Source: RefSeq, a predicted model, not a curated record
AUGUCUGAAAUCACUUUGGGUAGAUAUCUUUUCGAAAGAUUGAACCAGCUUUCUGUCCAGACCAUCUUUGGUCUCCCUGGCGACUUUAACUUGAAUCUCUUGGAUAAGAUUUAUGAAGUCGACGGAAUGAGAUGGGCCGGUAACGCCAACGAGUUGAACGCCGCCUAUGCUGCCGACGGUUACUCCAGAGUCAAGGGUCUUGCCUGUCUUGUCACCACCUUCGGUGUCGGUGAAUUGUCUGCUUUGAACGGUGUCGGUGGUGCUUACGCCGAACACGUUGGUUUAUUGCACGUUGUUGGUGUGCCUUCGAUCUCUUCCCAGGCCAAGCAAUUGUUGUUGCACCACACUUUGGGUAACGGUGACUUCACUGUGUUCCACAGAAUGUCCAACAACAUCUCUCAGACCACUGCUUUCCUUUCUGACAUCAAUUCCGCUCCUGGCGAGAUUGACAGAUGUAUCAGAGAGGCUUGGGUCCACCAGAGACCUGUUUACGUUGGUUUGCCAGCCAACUUGGUUGACUUGACUGUCCCAGCUUCUUUGUUGGACACUCCAAUUGACUUGUCCUUGAAGAAGAACGACCCAGAUGCUCAGGGCGAGGUCAUUGAGACCGUUUUGGACUUGGUCGACAAGGCCAAGAACCCAGUCAUCUUGGUUGACGCUUGUGCCUCUAGACACAGCUGCAGAGAGGAAGUGUCUCGUUUGGUUGACUCCACCAACUUCCCUGUGUUUGUCACUCCAAUGGGUAAGUCUGCUGUGAACGAGUCUCACCCAAGAUUCGGUGGUGUCUACGUUGGUUCUCUUUCUGAGCCUGAGGUAAAGGAGGCUGUCGAGUCUGCUGACUUGGUUCUUUCCAUCGGUGCCUUGUUGUCUGACUUCAACACCGGUCACUUCUCCUACUCCUACAAGACCAAGAACAUUGUUGAGUUCCACUCUGACUACACUAAGAUCAGACAGGCCACCUUCCCUGGUGUCCAGAUGAAGGAGGCUCUUAACGAGUUGUUGGCCCAGAUUCCAUCUCACGUUUCUGGCUACAAGGCUGCUCCAGUUCCUCACAGAAGAGCUGUGGAGAGUCCAGGUGCCAAGGAUGCCAUUUCUCAAGAAUGGUUGUGGUCCAGAUUGUCUUCCUGGUUCAGAGAAGGUGACAUUGUCAUCACUGAGACAGGUACUUCUGCCUUUGGUAUUGUCCAGUCUUACUUCCCAGACAAGUGUAUUGGUAUCUCCCAGGUCUUGUGGGGUUCCAUUGGUUUCACCGUUGGUGCCACCUUGGGUGCUGUUAUGGCUGCCCAGGAGAUUGACCCUAAGAAGAGAGUCAUCUUGUUUGUCGGUGACGGUUCUUUGCAGUUGACCGUCCAGGAAAUCUCCACCAUGGUCAAGUGGGAGACCACUCCAUACUUGUUCGUCUUGAACAACGAGGGUUACACCAUUGAGAGAUUGAUCCACGGUGAGACUGCCACUUACAACGACAUCCAGCCAUGGGACAACUUGGGUCUCUUGCCAUUGUUCAAGGCUCGUAACUACGAGACCAACCGUGUCAGCACUGUUGGUGAGAUUGAAGGUUUGUUCACUGACGCUGCUUUCAACGAGAACUCCAAGAUCAGAAUGAUCGAGGUUAUGUUGCCAAGAAUGGACGCUCCUCAGAACUUGGUGAAGCAGGCUGAGUACUCUUCGAAGACCAACUCUGAGAACUAA